UACAAUUAUUUAUAAAAUUUAUUUAUUUUUAUGUUUCUUGCUAUUGACAUACGUAUAAAAACAUACUCUGACAGCCUCCCGUAGUUCAUAUUUUGACUGGCGCUGCAGUCACACUCAUAGCGAAUAUCUUAAUUUUCCUAAGUUUUACAUCGAGUUAAUAACUUAUUUUAGAGAGGAGAUUUUAGCUUUAGGGUUGGAUUUAUUAUAAGAAUGAUUUCUAAUUGGUCGAUUUCUUCAAGAGUGGGACUCAAAAGUAAAAGUGACGCCUUCGCUUAAUUUUCUCUCGGAAAAGUGAAACUAACCAUGUGUUUAACACAUGGCGUCGUAGUCGUUGCCUGGUUAGAAGAAAAGCCAUAAAAAAGGGAAUAUUUAGUUUAGCCUAGGAUAAUAAAGUUUAGUUUAGUUUAGUUUAUUAACAAAAUUAUGUCAAGGCAGUUGCCGAAUGACAAAGAAUGGCGGCAUGUGCUGCUACAUCACACCAGUUUUUAAGCCAGCUGUUUAUUGGAAAUAUAUCUCCUGUCAAUAUCAAUGACAAAAAUUACACCCAUCGACAAUUGAAAAAUUUCUUCUAAUGUCAAAAAUAAUAAUCAAAUCUAUCAGUUAAUUAAUUUUGAAAUGAUGAAGUAUAAAUUAAUAUUCAUAAUUUCACUGACUUACAUUUCAGUGGUAGUGUGUCAGGCGAAAUCUUACGAUGACAAAAGAUGCAAGUGUAUAUGCCCAAGUAUUUCUUCUGUGAUCAACACGACAACGCCAUCGAAUCCAACAAACAAACGUAUGAAUUUCAUAGGAAAUGUUUCUCCAUCUGAUUGCAAUUGCGACGGAGUUGUACUGCCAAAAAUUAAAGAUCAGCUGAAUGGACAAGAACUUAUUUUUUGCCCACGAUGUGAAUGUAAAUAUGAAAAUCGUAAUACAACAAUCAUUAAGAUAGUUGUUAUUAUAGUAAUAUGGGUAAUAUCAUUACUUGUAAUCUACAUGUUGUUUUUAAUCUGCCUUGAGCCGUUAUUAAACAAACGUCUGCGUAAAAGUAACAGUGGUGGUGGUUAUGAAGAGCAUACAAAUGAAGAUGACGAAACAAUAGCGUCAAACGCUGCGGGUACUUCUCACGCAAUGGGAGUUCGAGGGAACGUGUUGAACCGCGUAGGUCACCAACAGGACAAAUGGAAGCGGCAAGUUCGCGAGCAGCGUCGUAAUAUUUACGACAGACACACUAUGCUAAAUUAAGCUAAAGAGUUAAAAUUAUUAAUAUUUAAUUGUAUAAAAAAAUUACCUUAAGUUGUUAUUAUGAAUUAAUUAUAAUUAUAAUAAGUGAUAAAAUUUUAUAAUUAGAUCAGACAUAUUUUUUAAUGAUUAAAUAUUUGAUUUACAUAAAAGAGAUAGACACACUUAAAUUUUUAUUCAAUAGAAAUCUAGUCGUGACAAAUAUUUGGUGCAUGGUCAGAUCUGUCAACGAGUACACAAGCACACAAUUUAAAUAUGCUUUUAUUAUUGCAAAUAAACUGUAAAGUCACAUUAAUUAUUCAUUUAAAUAAAUAAAAUUAAUGUUUAAUUAAUUAUUAAAUAA
Molecule: messenger RNA, 1561 nt
Organism: Cotesia glomerata
Lineage: Eukaryota; Metazoa; Arthropoda; Insecta; Hymenoptera; Braconidae
Exons: 6
Coding region: 616-1221 (201 amino acids)
Cellular component (GO): lysosomal membrane
Source: RefSeq, a predicted model, not a curated record